Messenger RNA from Guillardia theta CCMP2712, 588 nucleotides. RefSeq lists its product as hypothetical. Bases 1 to 588 code for a protein of 195 amino acids. The record is from RefSeq and is a predicted model, not a curated record. NCBI's taxonomy places the organism in Eukaryota, Cryptophyceae, Pyrenomonadales, Geminigeraceae. The transcript has a single exon.
AUGCAGGAGCAACCUCCACCAAGGCAUCAGAAGGGCCCUACCAUUUGCGUGCACAACAGAAUCCUGGCACAGUGCAAGGAGUGCGGAGGCUCGGGCAUUUGUUGUCACAAGAAGCGACGGUCGUUGUGCAAAGAGUGUGGAGGUUCAAGCAUUUGCGUGCAUAACAGGCAGAAAUCUCGUUGUAAGGAAUGCGGAGGUGCCAGCUUUUGUGUGCAUGGCAGGAUCAAGUCGAGGUGUAAGGAGUGUGAUGGAACUAGUAUAUGUGAGCACAAGCGAAGAAAGUCGCGAUGCAAGGAAUGCAAGGGUACAGGGAUCUGCGAACAUAACAAACAGAGAUCGAGAUGUAAAGACUGUGGGGGGAGCAGCAUAUGCAGCCAUGGACGAGUCCGAUACCAAUGUAAGGAUUGUGGAGGGAAAGCGAUUUGUGAGCACAAGAGGAUGCGGACGAGAUGCAAGGAGUGCAAGGGUGCGAGCAUAUGCCAGCAUGAUAAAGUCAGAUACCGAUGUAAGGAAUGCAAAGCAGCUUCAAUGUGCGAGCACGGAAAAGUGCCGGCUGAGUGCAAGGAGUGCGUUGUGGGGACGGCCUGA